Malaclemys terrapin pileata is the source of this 6235-nucleotide messenger RNA. RefSeq names its product leucine rich repeat containing 61 (gene LRRC61). The record is from RefSeq and is a predicted model, not a curated record. Gene Ontology annotation, biological process: outer dynein arm assembly. The coding region runs from base 659 to 4069 and encodes 1136 amino acids. Gene Ontology annotation, molecular function: protein dimerization activity; DNA binding. Gene Ontology annotation, cellular component: nucleus; cytoplasm. Lineage: Eukaryota; Metazoa; Chordata; Testudines; Emydidae. The transcript has 2 exons.
GAACGGGUGGAUUCUCCAUCUUCCCAGCACUGUGUCCCCCUGGGCGUAUCCUGAGGAGCCGGGCUCCCAGCUCCGGAUGCGUGGGCCUGGCCCGGACACCCAGAGCCCUGCUGCAGAGACCCCAGGCAGGGGCCCCCGCGCUGCCUCACUCAGAACAAGUGGGUAACAGCAGCUGUAGCUCCGUGGCUUCCUGUGGACGGACACCUGGACGGGGGCAGCCAGGCGGAGAGGCUGAGGAGCCAUUGAGGUCUUAGGAAUGAACUCCUGAAUUAACGGCGUUCUUUGUGAGCAGACUCGCUACCUACCUGGAAAUCAACGAACAGCUGCGGCCGGCGGCCUCCCGCCCCUAGAACCCUGCCUCUGGUGGCCUUGGUAGUCCCGAGGCCGCUCUGGCAGCCUACCGCAGCCACCAGUGCAGCUUUGAGCUCUGCGCUCGCGGACAGGACACUGCCUCUCCCCCGGCUCGGAAAGCAUCGCCCUACUUUGGGCCUGCAGCACCUGCCUCAGCCGCUGUCAACGAGCGAAUCUCCUCCUGUUGAGGGGGAGGAGAGGGCCUGGCCGGGCGUGGCGGGUAUGGGGCAGGUGACACCACUUGCUUCGCCAGCUGCCUUUGACCCCCGGGUGUUUCCCUCCCCGAACCUGCUCCUUUUCGCUAGGCAUGUUGCCGGUAAAGAAAAGCAAGCUGCGGAAGCGGAGGACAGACGGCAGCUCGGCCAUGCCAAGCCCUGGCGUCUGUGCCACCUUGCCCCGGGCCAUAGCAGAGCGUGCCGCGGGCGCUUUCCCCUUCGCCAUAGCCAGCACUGCCGAUGCCCACCUCCGCCAUCUGCCUCUGGGCCCCGACCACGAGCACGUCCCCGAGAUCGAGAUCAAGCUGGAGUUUAGCGACGAGGAGGAGGAGGGCCAUGAGGGCGGCAUGCUGGGAUUCAUGGCGGCCUGUGGGGCAGGGAACCAUGAGAGGAGGAAGGCAGAGCUGGCCCCCCGAGGUGGGGGCAGCCAGCCUUGCAUCACGGCCGGCUGGCAACCCCCUUCCUCUGUGCUGGGUGUAGACAAGGCUCUCCUGGAGGGAUGGGCAGCGAAGCGCCCUGCACCUCCGGCCUUCGGCCUCCCCAUCCGCACCCGGCGCCGCAAGACCACCUCCGAGGUGUGGCAGUUCUUCUCCCUGGACGCCAGUGACCCCUGCCGGGCCAUCUGCACCCUGUGCCAGGCCAGCGUCGGGCGUGGCAAGCUGAGGGGCCACUACAACACCACCGCCCUCAAGCGCCAUCUGGAGGGCAAGCACCCGCUGGAGUGGGGGCAGAGGAAGAGAGCAGGUGGCAGGGCCCAGGAGGAGGAGGAGAAUGAGGAGGAAGAGGAAGAACAGGUGGCGAAGGAGUUUCCCUCGCAGGACACUGUGUUUGGCACCAGCCAUGCUCUGUGCUCCCCUGCCCAAGCCCUCAGCAGGGCGCCCCCCCAAGUGACCCAGUUCACCCCCCGCUUCCUGUACGUGAUCAGCGACUCCAGUGAGGAAGAGGAGGAGGAGGAGGGGCGGGGAAGGGCAGGCACCCCAGUCACUGACUCCUCCCCAGAGUCCAGCGAGGAGGAAAGCAGCGAGACUAGCAAGCUGCUCCCCCAGGGCAGGGAGAGGGGCAUGAAGGGCAGCGCCCAAGCGGGGCACCCCAAGCCGGACCUGGCCACACCUUACCUGGAGAUGCUAGUGGGCCAGGGGCUCCCCAAGUCCGGGCAGCUCAGCCUCCCCAACCACCCGCUGGUGCCACCGGGCACGAAGCGCCGCAAGUCCACCUCAGCCGUCUGGCAGUUCUUCUACAUCGACUGCAGCAACGUGUGCCGGGCCAUCUGCACCCUGUGCCAGGCCAGCGUCAGCCGCGGCAAACUGGGCAGCCACUUCGGCACCUCGGCCCUCAUGCGCCACCUGGAGGGCAAGCACCCGCUGGAGUGGGGGCGGGGCCGGGCUGCUGGCGCUCCUGCCACCCCUCCUGGCAGCGCCCGGUCCGAGAGGCUGAGCCUGGGGCCGGCGGAGGACGAGGAGCCCGUGGAGGACCCGUCUCUGACAUCGCCCGCAGCGUCGGACCCCCUGAGAUCGCCCUGCGUCAGCCCUGGUGGGGCCCCAGCUCCCAUUUGUGACAGCUGGCAGAGUGAGGCACCUCCCGAAGGCAAGGCGGAGAAAGCCCUGCCCGCCCCAGCUGCCCCGCUGCCCCCCAGCAAGAACCAAGCAGGCCUGGCCGAGCGGGGUGGGGAUGUGCCCGGCAAAUACACCCCCAACCACCCGCAGGCGCAGGCCUGGAACCGCAGCAUUGCCGAGCUGCUGUGUGGCAUGGCCCUGCCCUGCUCCUUCGUCUCGGCCAAGCCCUUCCACCGGUUCAUGGCUCAGGCUGACCCACGCUACCGCAUCCCCUCGCCGGCCUUCUUCUCCCGCAAAGCAGUGCCCCAGCUGUGCCAGGCGGUCGGCCUGGGCCUGGCCCUGGAGCUCCAGCAGGCCAGGGUCAGCCAGGUGCACCUCAGCGCCCACGUGUGGGCCCAGGGGCUGGCGGGGGAGUACCUGGCGCUGGCAGCGCACUGGCUGGCGCCCCGCUCGGAGUCAGGCCAGCGCCAGCCAUGCAGCCAGCGCAGGCAGGCGGUGCUGUGCGUGCAGGCCCUGCAGGAGGAGCAGGCGCUGGGUGGCGUGCAGCGGGUGUUGGCCCAGCAGCUCCAGCUGUGGCUGGCCCAGAACUCCCUGAGCCCCGGCUUCCUGGUCUCGGGCAGCAGCCCUGGCGUGGAGCGGGCCGCGAAGGACGGCGGCCACACCCACAUCCCCUGCUUCGCUCACUGCCUGAGCCAGCUGGUGCUGGGCUUCCUGCACCUCCACCGCAGCGUCGAGGGCACUCUGGGGGCGGCCCGCGCCAUCUGCGCCCACUUCGCCCGCUCCCCGGAGGCCAGGAGGGGGCUGGCGGAGCUGCAGCGGCAGCACGGCUUGGCCCUGCGCCGGCUGAAGCAGGAGGCCACGGCGAGCUGGGACUCCACCUACUACAUGCUGGAGCGGCUGCUGGCACUGCAGCCGGCUGUGCAGGAGUACGUGGGCAAGCGCCGGAUGGGCGAGGCUGGCCUGGGCCUGAGCGCCGCCCAGUGGAUGCUGAUGCGCAGCUUGGUGGAGCUGCUGCAGCCCUUCGAGAUGGCCGUGCGGGAGGCGAGCGCGGGCAACGCCUCACUGAGCCAGGUGCUGCCGCAGGUGCGCUACCUGCACAUCUUCCUCCAGCAGAUCCGCCUGCGCUUCGAGAGCCAGGCCGGCGAGGGGGCUGGCUCCGCCGUGCGCCUGGCCGAGAGCCUGGCCCUGCAGCUCUCCACCGAGCCCCGGAUCAGCGAGAUGUUCCACCGCCAGGAGUACGUGCUGGCCACGCUGCUCGACCCCCGCUUCAAGGGCAGGAUGGACGCCAUCCUGCCGCUGGGCUCCGACCUCGACCACUGGAAGCAGCUGCUUGUCCGGAAGGUCAAGGAGCUCCUGGCCUCACCCCCCGGCUGCCCUUCCUCCCCCUGGAACGCCCAGCCCGGCAAGGCCUUCUGCGUGGACACGGCCCCACAGCCUCGGGAGGCAGAGAUGGGGUCAGGGGAGCCCCAUCGGGACAGGGGGCCGAGCUCCACGGUGCCUCCACUGAUCCAGAAGGAGAAGACCCUGACUGAGCACCUGGAGAGCGUGGGGCUGCUGGCGUCUGAGGGCCGCGGGGCCUCCCUCCCCACCGAGAACCACUCGGCCUGUGUGAUGGUGGAGAGGUACCUGCGCGACAACCAGACCAUCGGGGCCCGGGAGGACCCGCUGGGGUACUGGGAGAAGCGGCACUGGCUCUGGCCGGCCUUGGCCAAGGUGGCCAUGCUCUACCUGUCCUGCCCACCCUCGGGGGCCUUCUCCGAGCGCAUCUUCACCGCCCCAGACAGCCCCUUCUCCGAGAGGCGCCCUCCGCAGGGGGAGAGCGGGGAGCGCCUCGUCUUUCUGAGAGCCAACCUGGGGAACUUCCCCGACUACCCCCCGCCGCCCCUCAUCUGCUCGGAGAACGACAGCGCGGGCAGCAGCAGCGGGGAGGAGGGGACCCCGCCAGCUUAGAGACCGUCUCCGAGAUACAGGCAGCGGGGCACCCACCCGUCUCCGGGGUACGCCAGGCCGGGUGCACGGCGCGAUACAGCCACUGGGCCCUUGUGGGGCAGAGAUGGCUGAAGGGGGAAGGUACAGCUGCCCUACGGGCCCUGCUGCGCUCGGUGUGGCUCCUGACCGUGGGCCGUUGGGUCUCAGUCGCUAUAGAGAGGACAAUGACCAGUUCUCCACUGGAGGUCGGACUAGAAGCAAUGGGCGUAAUCUGCAGCCAGGGGGAUGGAGGUGAGAGAUCAGGGGAAAGUUUCUAUCACUGGAGGUGUUUUAAGAACAGGUUGGACAAACCCCUGUCAGGGUCUAGGCUUCCCUGUGUGCUGCCUCAGUGCAGGGGGCUGGACUAGCUGCCCAUCCCUUUCCAGGCCUACCUGUCUGUGUUUCUGUGAGCAUCACAGUGUGUGUGUGUGAGAACAUGUAUGGUGCAUGCGUGUUGCAAGUGUGCAGCAUGUGUGAGCAGACCCAGGACACGUCUGUGUGACUGUGCAGCCUGUAUGUGUGCAUGUGCAGAUCUGUGUGUGACUGAUGUGUAUGCAUGCAUGUGCAAUGUGUAUAUCUGGGUGCGCGUGCAGAGCUGUGUGUGCAGUGUGUAUCUCUGUGUGUGCAAAUCUUUGGGUGCACUGUGCGUGUGUGCACAGUGGGUAUAUGUGUGUGUACAGAUCUGCAUGUGUGAGUGUGCACAGGGUAUAUCUGUUCAGAUCUGUGUGUGCAGAUGUGUGUGUGCACGGUGUAUAUCUGGGUGUGUGCAUGAUGUGUAUGUGAGUGUGCAUGGUGCGUAUCAGUGUGAGUGUGCACAGGGUGUGUGUGUGCAUGGUGUGUAUCUGUAUGAGUGUGUGUGUGCAUGGUGUGUGACUGUGUAUGAGUGUGUGUGUGUGUGCACGGUGUGUAUCUGUAUAUCGGCAUGUGCAGUGUGUGUGUGCACAGACCCGGGGCAGAUUGCUGAUGCCCCAUUCCUAAGGGUAAGAUUUUGUCACGGUUAUUUUUAGUAAAACUCAGGGACAGGUCAGGGGCAAUAAACAAAAAUUCAAGGAGCCCCUGACCUGUCCAUGACUGUAGUAAACACCGGGAGCAGGGCUAAAUGGGGGGGAGGAAUGGAGUCCGGGGUGGGGGACAACGAGGACUAAUAGGCUGUGAUGAACUGGGUCUGUUCUGAAUGUGGUCUUUGAAUGCUGAGUGGGGAGUUUGGCUGGGACGGUCUGCAUGGGGGCAUGGGAGACUGGCCGUGAGGGAAGAUACCUGAGCAUGUAACAUGAGAACCAGGAGGGGGGUUAGAGGCCAGGUGACACCUCUGCCCGGGAAACUGGACAAAGGCUGUGGGAGGAGCCGGGGGGAGGCUGGGUGAGAGAUGCUGGAGGGAGUUGGAGUUGUCAGGAGCUGGCUGGUAAUGGAGGAAGCCCAGACAGGGCUCUGACCCCCCCCCCAACGGGGCUGUGGUGCCCCUGGGACCCCAAGAUGGACCUAACCGAGGGGGAUCCUGUUGUCUGUGACUGCAAGACCUGUCUUGGACUGUGUUCCUGUCGUCUAAAUAAACCUUCUGUUUUACUGGCUGAGUCAUGGUGAAUCGCAGGAAGCCGGGGUGCAGGGCCCUGAGUCCCCCAAUACUCCGUGACAUAGGCCAACACCCCCAGCUCCAGUGGGGGCGCAGCCACGGGGGCGCAGAGCCCCCUGCUCCGGAGCUGGCUGCAGUGCUGGGACAGUGGUGCCCGGGGACCCUGCGGGGCAGGGGCUGCAGGGUCGUGCUUCCAGCCACCGGCCCCAGCGGGGUCCCGCGGAGCCGCCCCGCCCCCGCUUUGCAGAACGUGCUGCUGGCCCUUUAAAUGUUCCCGCCCCGGGAGCUGUUGCCACGGCCCCUGUUGCCAUGGCAACGCUGCGGGGGGCACCCGCCCCAUGAAGGGCUCGGCUGGGAGCGAGCAGGCGGCUGCACCAGGGGCUGGUGCGUUGCCGGCGUGACCCAGCGUGGCCGCACGGGCAGCGGGCUCCAGGGGGCCCCCUGGGGCAGAGGCGCCUGGAAGGGGCAAAGCGCUUUCCCGGACCUGGCCCAGCUGGGGGUGUGCAGAGGUUCUCCGCGCCGUGGCUGAGUGGCUGUGGGCCGCUCGGGCCCUGCCUGAGCCGUAGGGCGGCGGCCCG